This is a messenger RNA of Melanotaenia boesemani (Boeseman's rainbowfish), 2126 nucleotides long. RefSeq lists its product as uncharacterized. The coding region runs from base 631 to 1560 and encodes 309 amino acids. Lineage: Eukaryota; Metazoa; Chordata; Actinopteri; Atheriniformes; Melanotaeniidae. The transcript is spliced from 2 exons. The record is from RefSeq and is a predicted model, not a curated record.
GGUUAUGAUAGGAACUGCUAAGAGUAUGAAUACACAUCCAAACCAAAAGGAGUGGUCCCUGAAAAGAGUGAAAAGGGGAUGAUCAAGAUCAUAUUUUGUUUUUAUUUAAAUGAUUAUUUGUUGUGAUGUCCUUUUCCUUUUUCAUGUGGCACAAUACAUUGUCAAAUGAAAAUUGGAUCCCUGUCCCAAGUCUAAUCACUGUUUAUUACCUAAAAGGAGAAACAUACAAAUGGUAGGUACAGUAUUUUUCAUUUAUGUUGUUUGUUUGCUUUUUUGUUGAUUUUUCAUACCUUUUACUGAGGUGGCCAAAAUCGUCAGUACACCUUCAUUAAAGAAAGAAAUCAUUUUAAAUUUCCAUUCUAAAUCACUUUUAAUUCACGAUUACUAUUGUCAGUUUCAAGUUGUUUCAUUAAUAAUUGUAGGUUUGUUUUCAAAGUGCCAACAAUUUUGUCCACAUCUGUAUGAAACCUCUCUUUUGUCACAGUUGAAAAUGCUGUGUCCCAUGGACUUACUGGCAUUGCCUGCACUGAUCAGCAGCGGCUGUGGAACGUGGGGACUCAGAGGAAUCUUGGCCCAAAACGGUUAGCCGACAUUACCUUUUCGCGCCACCAAGCCACUGAUGUGCUGCCAAUGCCAGGGGAAAUGCCCAGUGAGUGUCUGCCACCAACUCCAUCAUUUUCUACACCAGAUGAGCUGAGAGAAAGCCUCAAGCACAUUCACCUGCCUGUGUCAAGUCUCCUGUUCAAGUGUGUAAAUGCUGCGCAGGGGGGCGUGGCAGAACAGCCUUCACCGUGUGCCAUCCAUGAUGUCCACGAUGGCACCAACACCUGCCAGACGUGUAUGUCGUUUUAUGACAGCUUUGUUGACAUCGGGUUUAAAAAAUGUGCAGACUUAGAACAUGCAACUCUUGAGCAGAGUGCCUGCCACUUGUGGCAUGACUCUCGCAGGCUCAGAAUCACUGCAAGCACAGCAAAGAAGGUCCCCAUCAGGGGCAAACCUCAGACCUUUAUUAGAGAGCACCUUUUCCCACGGUUCCAUGGCAACGCUGCAACUCACCAUGGUUUACAGGGUGAGACAUCUGCCUGCCAGUGGUUGGAGGCUCAUGGGUUUGCUGUCAGCCACAGAGGAACAGUUGUGUGUGUAAAUGAGCCGUGGCUGUCAGCAAGCCCUGAUGGAGUUUUGAACUCAGAGGAACUGCUGGAGAUAAAAUGCCCCCUCCUUAAGAGUGAGGAGUCUCUGGAGGACUUGAUUCUGAGUCAGAGGUACGAUGUGAAGAUGGUCGAGGGGACCCCUGAGCUGCAGCAAAAAGGUCCACGGGGCUUUUACAUGCAAGUGCAGCUGGGCAUGCUCUGCACAGGUCUGAGGGCUUGUAAGCUGCUCAUCUGGUCUCCUUCACAGCAGGUUUUGCUACACGUCCCCUACAAUGAGCAAUUCUGCAACACGACUGUAGCUAGGCUUAAAGCCUUUUAUUUUAAGCACAUGCUCCCUCACAUGUCAGAUGAGUUUCGGGCAGGCCGUCUUUUGCUUUCCUCAACAUACAUGCAACUCUGUAAAGAAUAGGCUGGAAAAUUUAGUUCAGGUAGAUUCAAAAGUUGUUCAAGUUGAUUCUACAGCAGAAAGAAAAUAGUUCAUAAAUAAAUUACACAAACAUUGGUUUUGGAUAUUCAAAUGUAUUUUUCAUUUUAGUGCUUGAGAGAACUCACAACUUAUGUAAUUUAGUUCCAUGUUACAACCAUUAUGAAGAAAAGCCUUGUUUGAAAUUGUUAAUGCUGCUUCAUAAGUUAAUAAUCUGUAGUUUUUUUCAACUUUUUUCUGUAUGUAUUUUUUCUAACAUUCCAUUCACAUAUAAAAUAUAAAUAAAGAUUAAGUUUUUUCAAACUUGUGAUGUAUUAUUAAAAUCACCAGUUUAAUCCUCCAUAUCGCUGUAUUAUUUUUUAAAAAAUAUGGUUCAUCUGGUCAAUAUUUACAAACAUGUAAUACAGUUGCCAAAGUCAAAAAGCCUUGUAUAGAAUGAUAAAACUACAUGGACCUAACCAAACACAUAUCUAAUGUUACAUAUUUACAGACAAAUAUUUACUGUGUGAACUGUGUGAAGAGAUGUGAAACACAACUUUGAAGAAACUUUG